Molecule: messenger RNA, 527 nt
Organism: Drosophila sulfurigaster albostrigata
Lineage: Eukaryota; Metazoa; Arthropoda; Insecta; Diptera; Drosophilidae
Exons: 2
Coding region: 144-506 (120 amino acids)
Source: RefSeq, a predicted model, not a curated record
UCUCAACUAAGUCAUAUACAGCUGCUGCGAGUCAUUUUUUUCGGCAGACGCAAUACAACGUAAACAAAACGCAAUAAAACAAAGAACAUUAACACACAUAUACACGUUAACAACAUUUUGUAGGAAGCAGUGUUGGCAAGCAAAUGAGUAUCGACUUAUAUCUGCACUCCCUCAACUCGACCCUCCAGGCCUUCGCCCAACAAGUUGAACAAUUUGCUGGCGUUGCUCUGCAAGCUGUCGUGUCUCUGCGCUCGGAAUUCGAUAGCUUCACUGGCGACUGGCGUUGGCAAAGUCCCGUUGAGUUCACUGCACUGCAAGCAACAUUGUUGCAAGUGCUGCUGGUGUUGCUGCUGGGUACGGGUGCACUCAUCGCUUGGUCUUGGGGCGUCUACGGUCAGGUGAUCACCGAGAAGUUUGUCAGACCAAGUACAUUGAAGGAAAUUGAGGAGCUUAAAUUAUCUGUGGCGAAAUUAAAGUUGCCUAAGGAGCAUUCACCUAGAAUUUAAAGAACCAAAAACAAAACAAUA